Umbelopsis ramanniana AG is the source of this 1064-nucleotide messenger RNA. RefSeq lists its product as uncharacterized. The transcript is spliced from 4 exons. The coding region runs from base 138 to 857 and encodes 239 amino acids. NCBI's taxonomy places the organism in Eukaryota, Fungi, Mucoromycota, Umbelopsidomycetes, Umbelopsidales, Umbelopsidaceae. The record is from RefSeq and is a predicted model, not a curated record.
UAUUUCACGAUAUUCGAUUGAGUCAAUUUACCGUACAGCUUCGAGUCAAUCAGCAUCACGUUUAAACUAUCUCAGCCAAUCAUAUAGUUAUAUAUUAGCUAAGUUGUCCAAUCACAUACGAUGAAAUUUUUCCUUGUAUGACGAAAGCAUGUGACCUGAGCCGCUUGGCCUUGUGGAUUUGCCGUGCAUUGCCCAGCUUUUGCCAUUCCCCAUUACAAAGUCCUUCUAAAAGCUCUACGUUGGUAAUGUCUGGCUAUUCCGACUUCUCGCCAUACCAGCCCUCCCCAGACGAUGACCGAACUGCACGCAUACACAAGGAAAAGCAGAAGGGCAAAAAUGGCAAAGGCAAAGGAAAGCAAUCUACUCAAGGGUUCCAGCCGCAAUAUUCAUCAUACCAAGCUGGAACCGACGGACCUCCCGAUGCAUAUCGACCAACCUCCUCCUUACUUGAAGAGGGACUUUUUUCGGAUGCACCGAGCAUAGGAGCGGCCAAAGGAUCACAAGGCGGAGUUCGAGUCAACAAGUAUGAAACGAAGAUGCCUAUCCGAGUUGACAUUGAAGCAGCGCUUACAUACGUACUUGGACCAAUAACAGGUGUUUUCUUCCUAAUUCUGGAAACUCAAAAUGAUUAUGUUAGAUUUCAUGCUUGGCAGUCAUCCCUGGUGUUCCUGACGUUGAUGUGCUUGCAUUUCGUUAUUAUGUUCAUAUCAAGCGUGCUCUCAUGGAUGCUGUUUGUGUGCGACAUUCUGCUCAUUGCGUGGUUAGGAUACCGAGCAUAUUUGGAUGGUGCAUCGCUCGAACGAUACGAAGUACCAUAUUUUGGUCAAUUGGCGGCAGACUGGGUAGACAGCGAAUAAUGGUUGCAUUUAUUUGUAUUGACCCAGAUGCUAGCUAGCAUAAUGAUCGUCACCCCGCCAUAUGUACAAUUGUGUAAUACCAAUGCCUUUAUCUCUUCUUCCUUGUCUUUAUUUUCUAAUGUUUACUAUGUCUAUGAAUGACCAUUGGAUUUAUUUGGUCGAUGUUGGUAAAUUAAAGCCUGAAAGAAGUGAACUACACUGAGAAAA